GGGACUACACUAACCUACCAGAAAAAAAAAAAAAAAGGAAAAGUAAGCCAGAGGACAAAACUCAUGGUGGCGGUGCACGGUCAAAAGGAGCGGGACUCUUCUUUUUCUAUUACUCGGACUAUUUAGUUUUUGUGCUUACAGUCUGCAAAUAAUAAACCCCCGAUCGGGUCUCUAUCGGAGUUUGGGGAGCUUUUCUAAGUUGGACUGGAAGUUGGAUUGAAGCAAUCGGGACUGAGAUUUGAACGCUAUGCUUCGCUCGGCUUGCUACCAACGCUGGAGUUAUUUUUCUAUGGAAAAAGUUUGGGGCUCAACUUUAGUGUGCGGGGGACAGUAAACUACAUGCGCAUUAAGUUCAUUGUUGAAGCGACGUUGACUUUGCAACUUGCGGGCUUGCUAUUGCCAUGUUUCUAGUGAUCCGGGCGCACUGUGCCCUUUAAACGUCUUUUUUUUUUUGGUUGGACGUUUGCAAACAUGUCACUCAAGUUGGUGGGCACGCAGAGAAUGUAGCGUUAAAUGUUGCAUCAAUGCGUAACAAUCAUGAAAGUGAGUGGGAAUUGACUUUUUUUUAAUGACCAAACUGAAUCACAUUCGAUUCAAAGCGCGCCUCGGACAUCGAGGAAAAAGUUCAACCUCUGUCCUCAAUGACUUUUUCCUGUUUUAUCACCUACCUUUUGCCUAUCGUGCACAAUUCAUAGGAAACUUUGAAUAUGCUCUAAAGUGCAUCCAAUUUUUACAAGGCUGCACUAAUAUUCCAGUUUGCGGGUUCUGGAGAACUCAGCCGCGGGGCUCUUAGUAACUGGAUACAAAAUGGCGGCGUCCUCGGGACGUUUUGGAUAUCCCUCUCUUUGUGUUUUUUAUUUAUUUUUAUCACUCGAACUGUGGAUCAGUCAUGGAUUGACAUCAGAGUUGCAGUGUGCACAGAACUGUACCUGCAAUGGAGAUUCAGUGGACUGCAGUCAUUUGGAGCUGGCAGCUCCGCCUGUUGAUGUGCCUGUCAAGACGAUUUCAUUAAAUCUUGGCCACAGCAAGCUGACUGACAUCAGCACCGAAGUGUUUUCCAACCUAUCAAAUUUACGAGAGUUGCGGCUGGACCACAACGAGCUGACCUCCAUACCGGAUUUAGGAUCGGCGGCUUCAACGAUUGUCGCACUCUACCUACAUCAUAACAAAAUCCGCAGUAUUGACGGCGCACGAAUCCGAAACUUGGUUUCCUUGGAAACCUUGGACCUGAGCAAUAAUGACAUCACUGAGCUACGAGGGCACUCCUUCCCCGCAGGCCUCCGGAUUAGAGAUUUGUACCUCAGCAGCAACAAGAUCAGCACAUUAGAGCCAGGAGCGCUGGACCGUCUCGGCUCCACUCUCCAGGUCCUGAGAUUGAGCCGAAACCGUGUCAGUCAGAUUCCCGUCAGGGCAUUCCAGCUCCCGAGGCUCACCCAUCUCGAACUGAACAGGAACCGCAUCCGUCAGGUGGAAGGUUUGACUUUCCAGGGUCUUUCCAGCUUGGAGGUGCUGAAGCUCCAAAGAAACAGCAUCAGCAAGCUGACUGACGGUGCUUUCUGGGAUCUUGCCAAGAUGAAAGUCCUACACUUGGAGUACAACAGCCUGAGCGAGGUGAACAGUGGCUCCUUGUAUGGUCUGACGUCCCUUCAGCAGCUCUUCCUCAGUAACAACUCAAUAACCCGCAUCAAUCCUGACGGUUGGAAGUUCUGCCAGAAACUGAGGGAAUUGAAUCUGUCGUAUAACAACCUGACGCGUCUGGAUGAAGGCAGUCUGGCUGUGCUGGGGGAUCUCCACACCCUCCGUCUGGGACACAACGCAAUAAGCCACAUCGCCGAGGGAGCCUUCAGAGGCCUCCGGGCUGUGCGCAUCCUGGAGCUGGACCAUAAUGACAUCUCAGGCACAAUAGAAGAUACCAACGGGGCCUUCUCGGGUUUGGACAGCCUCAGCAAGCUAACGCUUUUUGGAAACAAGAUCAAGUCCGUGGCAAAGAAAGCCUUCGCUGGACUCGAGACCCUGGAACACCUGAACUUGGGCGACAAUGCGAUCCGCUCCAUCCAGCCCGAUGCCUUAAGCAAGAUGAAGAACCUCCAAACUCUUCUCAUCCAGAGCGACAGCUUCUUGUGCGACUGCCAGCUCCGCUGGCUGCCUGAGUGGUUGGUGGCCCGCGGAAUACAGAGCGGCGUUAACGCCACGUGUGCCCACCCUGAGGCUCUCAAGGGUACCAGUGUAUAUCAGGCUCCAUCCAGCAGUUUUUUGUGCGAUGACGUUCCCAAACCCCAGAUCAGCGUCCACCCAGAAACCACAGUGGCGGUCCUCGGCAGCAACGUGCGCCUCACCUGCACGGCCGCCAGCAGCAGCUCGUCACCCGUGACCUUCACGUGGCGCAAGGACCAGGAGCUGCUUCGACACGCCGAGACGGAGAACUACGCCCACGUGCGCCCUCGCCCUCAAGACGGGACGGGCGGAGGCAGCGGCGUGAAGGAGUACACCACUAUCCUACACCUGCGCCACGUGACCUUUGCGCACGAGGGCCGCUACCAGUGCAUCAUCGCCAACCACUUUGGCUCCACGUACUCAAGCAAGGCCCGUCUCGUCGUCAACGUGCUGCCAUCUUUUGUGAAGACACCCAGGGACAGCACCAUCAGAACGGGCCACACGGCUAGGCUGGAGUGCGCCGCCGAGGGCCACCCGGCGCCGCAGAUCGCCUGGCAGAAGGACGGCGGCACGGAUUUCCCCGCCGCCCGGGAGCGGCGGAUGCACGUCAUGCCCGACGACGACGUGUUCUUCAUCAUGGACGUCAAGCCCGAAGACAUGGGCGUGUACAGCUGCACGGCCAAAAACACGGCGGGAACUGUGUCUGCCAACGCCACGCUCACCGUGCUAGAAACCCCCCACUUGGCGCAGGACCUGGAAGAUCGCAACGUGGUCGUAGGCGACACGGUGGCGCUGCAGUGCAAGGCGCUGGGCAGCCCUCCGCCCCGCAUCACGUGGCUGCACGACGACCGGCCUCUACGCCCCUCCGACCGCCAUCACUUCACCCCCGGCAAUCAGCUGCUGGUCAUCGGCGCGGCGACCCCGGAGGACGCCGGCCGCUACACCUGCCUCAUGUCCAACACGCUGGGCACGGAGCGCGCUCACAGCCAGCUGCUGGUCACUCAGCGCCGCGGGCCCUGCGCCGCCGCGCCCGGCCUAAGCACGGUCACCAUAGGCAUCAUGGUCAUCGCCGUGGUGACGAGUAUCGUGGUCACCUCCCUGGUGUGGGUGUGCAUCAUCUACCAGACGAGGAAGAAGAGCGAGGAUUGCAGUGUCACCAACACGGAUGAGACUAUCGUUCCUCCCGACGUGCCGAGCUACCUGUCCUCUCAGGGAACGUUGUCGGAGCGCCAGGAUGUUUGCAUCCGCGUUGAGGCCGCCAGCGGACCUCAGCCCAACGGACACCUCGUCGACUCGACAGGUUUCGAUGGUCCGGUCCUGUGCACGGAUUGCAUGGAGAGCAGCGAGCUCUACUCCAAAGACCCGGACUACCAAGUGCACGGCUUUGCCCCGGGUGGGCUCGGCGAGUAUCACCAGCAAGCCGCCCCUCCGCCCUAUUCGCAAUGUUCCUCGGCGGAUCGCGCGGCGCCCCUCUGCAACGGGAUUCGAAAGGACGCUCGAGGAUUUCCAAACAAGGUGCUGCAAGUGAAUCCGCACGACAGAGAAGCGAGCAGAGCGGAAGGAACACCGGCCGCGUACACGUCGCAGGAAGAUACUUUUCACCCUCCGGUGAAACUGGUGAGCCGAGGACAUGUUGGCAAUGACUGUGAGCCUGAGCUCAGACAGACUCUGCUGUCCAACGGGCACGCCGUAAGAGCCUCGCCCCCCCUGAGGAGAAGCAUCGAUUAGCGGUGGAUUCACUCUAGCUGCAUGGACCUGUUUUUUGUUUUCUUUCUUUGCACUGGGAAAUGAACUGCUACCUCAUAUCGAGGCCAAGCGCUCCCGAGCCGCGUGGAUCUUGGAGCGCCGAGGGGGGGGGGGGAAUCCGGAGUUUGAAGGCGGAGCUUGUGUGGGUGGCGUCCCAUCUGAGCGUAUGUGCUGUACAUAGUUUAAAAACCUUCUGUUGGGAGGUGACCACUAAGAAUUUUAGCUCCAAAAAAUGUGACUUGCUUUUGAAGCAAACGGUGCAGUGAAAAUUGAUUUGCCCUCUUCUCGAAAUCGUUUCGCCAUAUUAUUUUUUGUUGGAUGAUCUUAAACAUUAAAGCGGGGAAACAAUGCAAAGUAAGAAUUUCAGCGGAGGCCUCGCCAAAACAUUUUCACGGCACCGUAAAUGUCGGCAACCGUGUACAGUACGUAAACGUGCAGGGACAUUAGACUGUACAUAAGAGUUUUCUUAUAUAUCUUUUACAAAAGAGUAUUUGGAUUUAUGUGCAUGACAAAGGAGUGAUAGUAUUUUUAUUCAAAAGACAAACAAAACAAAAAAAGCCCUUUUUAAGCUUUUACCAACAGCCAGCUGUGGUGCCUUAUUGCAUGCUCAAAGUGUCGUAAUAGCAAACUGUAUGUGAACUUUUACCGAGAGACACUGGUACACGAUUGCAAGCGAAACACUUGAUUGCACUUGAAUGUUUGCUUUUCUCUCGAGCGAGCCCACCGGUCACAGCCAAAUGCUUAUUACUACUUUCAUCAUUCGUGGAUGUUGUAUGAAGGACAAGCUUUUGGUGUCAAUGAUGUCAGCGGUGGACGGGGUUACCAUGCCAACAAAAGCACUUGUUUGCUCCCUUGGUAGAGGCGGCGGCAAUGCAGGUUUUUAUUUUUUUUUCCUCAAACAAAGAAGCUUUGCGUCUUGACUUGAGGUCAUCGGCGGCUCCAAUGGCUGAAGUUAUAAAGAUUGUCAUUCAAACUGACGUUCAGCUGUGUAGGCUAUUAAUAAUAAUGAUUAAAAAAAAAAAAAGGUCGCCGCUGUUGUAUUGUUACUGCUGUAAAGUGAAUCCGAAAGUGACGGCCCCGUUCUCAGCAUCACUGCAGCUUUAAGGCAAAUGCAAGUUGCGCCCUUUAUCUGAACUGCGACCCUGUCGGGGUCAAUGAAAAGGGACAAACAACCUGAGGGAGUUCAACUUUUAAUUUAUUAAAACACAUUGAAUGUCUGCGUUUAAAAAAAAAAAAAGCUAGUGACUGCCAUGGUAUUGAGGUGUCUAAUAAAAUCCCAUUUGGCUUUA
Messenger RNA from Syngnathus typhle (broad-nosed pipefish), 5189 nucleotides. It is a transcript of the gene lrig1, whose product is annotated as leucine-rich repeats and immunoglobulin-like domains 1. Lineage: Eukaryota; Metazoa; Chordata; Actinopteri; Syngnathiformes; Syngnathidae. Bases 808 to 3882 code for a protein of 1024 amino acids. The record is from RefSeq and is a predicted model, not a curated record. Gene Ontology annotation, molecular function: protein binding. The transcript has 18 exons.